This is a messenger RNA of Pristis pectinata (smalltooth sawfish), 1061 nucleotides long. RefSeq names its product tetraspanin-3-like. The record is from RefSeq and is a predicted model, not a curated record. NCBI's taxonomy places the organism in Eukaryota, Metazoa, Chordata, Chondrichthyes, Rhinopristiformes, Pristidae. Gene Ontology annotation, cellular component: membrane. Gene Ontology annotation, biological process: protein maturation; regulation of vascular endothelial growth factor signaling pathway; protein localization to plasma membrane.
CGCGCAGGUCACGUGGGGGAGCUGGGUCUGUCCCGGCUCCGGGUGCCAUCGUGUGCACUUGUCAGUGGUCUUGCAGGCUGAGGGGGGCUGUGGGCCGCAGUGAACCUUCACAGGGAGGUUGCCGAGGAGAAGACUGCAAUAAACUCGCAUUGCAAAGAUGGGUCAGUGCGGGAUAACGUCAUCUAAAACCGUACUGGUGUUUUUAAAUCUGAUAUUCUGGGCGGCAGCAGGAAUCCUUUGUUAUGUUGGUGCCUAUGUCUUCAUUACAUAUGAUGACUACGAUCACUUCUUCGAAGAUGUAUACACGCUGAUACCUGCUGUUGUCAUCAUAGGGGUCGGGACACUCCUGUUUAUAAUUGGUUUAAUUGGCUGCUGUGCCACUAUCCGUGAAAGCCACUGCGGCCUGGCAACUUUUGUGCUGAUUCUACUGAUAGUUUUCAUCACAGAAGGAGUUGUCGUAGUACUCGGCUAUAUCUACAGAGCAAAGGUGGAGGAUGAGGUUGAUAACAGUAUUCAGAAAGUGUAUAACGAAUACAAUGGAACAUACCCGGAUGCUGCCAGCCGUGCAAUUGAUUAUGUACAGAGACAGCUGCGCUGUUGUGGUAUCCACAAUUACUCUGAUUGGGAAGAUACACAAUGGUUCAAACAAACCAAGAAUAAUAGCGUGCCAAUCAGCUGCUGCAAAUCGGGCAUCAGCAACUGCACAGGCAGCAUGAACCGUCCUUCAGACCUGUAUUCUGAGGGAUGCAAAGUUCUGGUGGUGAAGAAGCUGCAAGAAAUCAUGAUGUAUGUUAUUACAGCUGCUCUAGGAUUUGCAGCGAUUCAGUUGCUGGGCAUGCUGUGUGCCUUCGUUGUGCUGUGCAGGAACCGGAGACCUGCUUAUGAGCCCCUCAUCCCUGGAGGAACCUAUGCAUAAUCUGCUUCCUGGGUAUUCUGUUUCUUUUCCCUGUCCUCUUACCCCCCCCCUCCCCCCUUCCGUUACCAAUCCCCAACAACCCCUCCAUACUCAAUGGAUCAGCCAUUUUUACCACUGGAAGUUCAGAGACUAUGUCUAUGGCACC